AUGGCAUCUCCAUCUAACACACAGUCUGUAUUACAUGCCAGUCAACUUCAGCUAGGUGUCAACAACCUUCAGUCAUCUAAUAAUAAUAAUCAAAAUCAGUUAUCUGUAAGAAAAUCUGAAAGUAUCAGUCAAUCAGACAGCAUUAUUCAUACAUCUAAUGAAGAGGACCUUCUUGUGUCAUUGCGUCAUGAUAAAAAUGAUCAGUUUACUCAAACCAAGAAUCAUAGUUUGUUAUGGAAAGCUAUUGCAGAAGAAAUCAACAAGACAUUAAACUGCAACAUUACAUCUACUCAGGCAAUGAACAAGUACUUCAGUUUAAAGAAAAAAUGGAAGGAAGUUGUAGAUGCAGGGACAGGCACAGAAGCAAAAUUUUUCAGACAGAAAAAUGACUUUGAUCAGUUAUAUGGCACUAAAGCCAGUACAAAACCCCAGUUCUUACUCGACAGUACAAAGUCGCCAGUUGAGUAUCGGGACAUAGAGAAAGCUGAAAUGUCAGGAGAUCUACAACCCCCCAGUGUAAAAAAGGAGAUGCCAGCAAGAAAAACAAAAGAAAAAAUGAUGGAACGUCAGAACACUGAAUUCCAUGAAAGAAUGGAGCAACACCACCAAGCAAAAAUGACCAGAAUGGAUAGAUUUCUUGAUCUGUAUGAAAAAGACGUUAAUUCUAAGACCAAUUGACAACUAAAUCACAGUCUUGAAUUGUUUGACAUUUGUGAUGUGUAUAUUAGCAAAAGUUUUUU
Molecule: messenger RNA, 740 nt
Organism: Ruditapes philippinarum (Manila clam)
Lineage: Eukaryota; Metazoa; Mollusca; Bivalvia; Venerida; Veneridae
Exons: 3
Coding region: 1-678 (225 amino acids)
Source: RefSeq, a predicted model, not a curated record